Messenger RNA from Ramularia collo-cygni, 1236 nucleotides. Its product is annotated as related to epoxide hydrolase. The record is from RefSeq and is a predicted model, not a curated record. The transcript is spliced from 7 exons. The coding region runs from base 1 to 1236 and encodes 411 amino acids. Gene Ontology annotation, biological process: epoxide metabolic process. NCBI's taxonomy places the organism in Eukaryota, Fungi, Ascomycota, Dothideomycetes, Mycosphaerellales, Mycosphaerellaceae. Gene Ontology annotation, molecular function: epoxide hydrolase activity.
AUGGCAGACUACAGCAAACCCCCAUCGUCCGUGAAGAUCCCCAUCAAGCCCUUCAAAGCCCAUCAAAAAAUCAAAGACUUCCAAACCCUCCUCUCCCUCUCCCCAAUCGCCCCACCCAACUACGAAAACUCGGACAAAUCCGUCGACCGCCGCUACGGAGUCUCCCACGCCUGGAUCACCCACGCCAAAUCCCACUGGCAGCACAACUUCAACUGGAGAGCACAUGAAGACCAUAUCAACUCCUUUCCCAACUUCACCGCCCAAGUCCAAGAUGACGAGUCUCAUGAUUUCGAAAUCCACUUCGUCGCCCUCUUCUCCCAGAAAGCAGAUGCCAUUCCUCUAGUCUUCUACCACGGCUGGCCCGGUUCAUUUCUCGAAUUCCUCCCCAUUUGCAAGCUUUUGACGCAGAAAUACACGCCACAGACUCUGCCCUACCACAUCAUAGUCCCCAGUAUCCCAGGCUACGCCUACUCCUCCUCACCCCCUCUAAAUUUCGACUUUAGUCUCGAAAACGCCUCCGAAGCCCUCAACAACCUCAUGAUCGGCUUGGGAUUCGACAAACUCGGAGGAUACAUCGCUCAAGGAGGCGAUCUCGGUUCAAUGAUCAGUCGCUACCAAGCGGCGAAUUGCGAGGCGUGUAGAGGGAUGCAUUUGAACUUCUCCCCCAUUUCCAGACCUGCGAAUGCCGAGGAGUUGGCCAUGGGGGAGGUGGAGCGGGAGGCGAUCUCGAGGGGUUUGGCGUUUCGAGAAAUGGGGAGUGCGUAUGCGCAUGAGCAUGGGACAAGGACGGCGACGAUUGGGAUGUGUUUGAGUGCUAGUCCGCUUGCGUUGCUUGCGUGGAUUGGGGAGAAGUUUUUGGAGUGGAGUGAUGAGGAUCCUCCCCUGGAUGAAAUUCUCGAAUCCAUUACACUCUACUGGAUGACGGAUACUUUUGCGCGCUGCAUCUACCCUUACCGAGGACUCUCUGGUGAUGAAGAACGGCCUCGGAUCGCAAAAGUCAAUGGGCGUGGUCGUGCGAGACCCUAUGUCGAGAAACCUUCGGGAUACUCCUUUUUUCCAAAAGAAUUGGUUCCCAUGCCAGUGAGCUGGGUCGCUACGAGUUGUAAUCUCAUCUCUUCUGCUAUUCAUUCCAGUGGUGGACAUUUCGCUGCCAUGGAGAAACCCAAGGAAUUGUUGGGAGAUGUAGAGGAGUUUGUUAGGAAAGCUUGUAAAGUUUCUGCCGGGGGGAAAUUGUGA